UAAAGGCAAACAUUUAUUGAACGCUGACUGAGGGACAGUUUUUGCCAAGUAAACAUUUGAUGUGAGUGAUCUCAUUUAAUCCUCACAAACCUAUUGGUAUUGUUGUCAUGCCCACUUUACAGAUGAGGGAACUGAGGCCGAGAGGUUAGGAAGGGUGUCCAGAGUCACAGCUGCAUAGUAAAUGGUAGAGAAACAGGAGCGGACACCUAGCCCCUAUGCUCGCAUUCUGGCUCGGCACUGGUCAGAGCUUCCUCGAGGGUCGUGUACAUCCGGCCACGUCGCCAGGGCACGCAAGCGCUGGUGGAACUAGGCAAUAAGAUCAGAGUAGGGGUCACCGGAGACCACUUGAGAGCUACAGGAAUGCCAUUCCAAGGAGGGGAUGGGAAGGAGGAAGGCACAGCUGGAAGAAGGUAUACCCUCAUCUUGCAAAGCGACCGUGAGGAGUAUUGGCCGAGACUUUCAGCGGUUGAAGCCAGUCCUGCGAUCGGCCACCUCCAGUUCUGCCGACCCACCCACCAGCCAGCAAGGUGCUGCCGAAUCGAAUCCAAACUGAGACAGGCUGGGGCGGGGGCCGGCAGUUGCAGUUAAGAGUUUGGACCAAUCAGUCCUCGGCCCCACUUCUCUCGACCAAUAGGAAGUGGGCUAAGGCGCAGGGGCGGAAAAUGUGGCUACAUGAGCAGGCGUCAGAGCCAAUCAGCCGUGGGCCUCGUUCCAGUCCGCCAACCAGCAGCCAGAGCGGGUCUGGGGGCGGGAGGCCAGAGCAGCUGUCAGGCCAAAGUCCAGCGAGCUACGCGCGGAGGGGCGGCUGGAGGAAGCGGGGCGCCGGGCCGGGCCCUGGAGAUGGUCCCCGGCGCCGCGGGCUGGUGUUGUCUCAUGCUCUGGCUCCCCGCGUGCGUCGCGGCCCAUGGCUUACGCAUCCAUGAUUACUUGUAUUUUCAAGUGCUGAGUCCUGGGGACAUUCGAUACAUCUUCACAGCCACACCUGCCAAGGACUUUGGUGGCAUCUUUCACACAAGGUAUGAGCAGAUUCACCUCGUCCCUGCUGAACCUUCAGAGGCCUGCGGGGAGCUCAGCAACGGUUUCUUCAUCCAGGACCAGAUCGCCCUGGUGGAGAGGGGGGGCUGCUCCUUCCUCUCCAAGACCCGGGUGGUGCAGGAGCACGGUGGGCGGGCAGUGAUCAUCUCUGACAACGCGGUUGACAAUGACAGUUUCUACGUGGAGAUGAUCCAGGACAGUACCCAGCGCACAGCUGAUAUCCCUGCCCUCUUCCUGCUCGGCCGAGAUGGCUACAUGAUCCGCCGCUCCCUGGAACAGCAUGGGCUGCCAUGGGCCAUCAUUUCCAUCCCAGUCAAUGUCACCAGCAUUCCCACCUUUGAGCUGCUGCAACCGCCCUGGACCUUCUGGUAGAAGAGUUGGUCCUACCUUCCAGCCAUAAGCAACUCUGGGCUGGGAAGGGGAAGUCUAAGAAUUCUGCUGUUUGGGAUCUGGGGACUGGUGGAGCCAGGUAGAGGGCAAGGGCUUGGGCCCCGGCUAAGCUAAGAGAAGCCACGCCACGGGCCUUUCCCUUCCCGGGGCUCCCUAAGGUGUCUCAUGCUGAGAAGAGGCAAGAGCCAGACCACAGGGCUUGUGAGCUAGGGUCUGGAACAAAAGGAGCCAAUGGCAGGUACUCUGAGAGCCAUCUGAGAUCUGUCACAUUCCCCCUGGCUCCAGCCUCCCCACCCAAGGUCUUUCACAGCAGUCGCUGGAAUGUAUGAAGGAGCUGGUGUUUGAGGACUUAAUAAACCCUCACUGACUUUUUAGCAAUAAAGCCUCUCGUCAGGGUUGCAA
Molecule: messenger RNA, 1827 nt
Organism: Sus scrofa (pig)
Lineage: Eukaryota; Metazoa; Chordata; Mammalia; Artiodactyla; Suidae
Gene: PRADC1
Product: protease associated domain containing 1
Source: RefSeq, a predicted model, not a curated record